Messenger RNA from Perca flavescens (yellow perch), 1906 nucleotides. It is a transcript of the gene mtnr1bb, whose product is annotated as melatonin receptor 1Bb. The transcript has 4 exons. Gene Ontology annotation, cellular component: plasma membrane. The record is from RefSeq and is a predicted model, not a curated record. Lineage: Eukaryota; Metazoa; Chordata; Actinopteri; Perciformes; Percidae. Gene Ontology annotation, molecular function: melatonin receptor activity. The coding region runs from base 699 to 1793 and encodes 364 amino acids. Gene Ontology annotation, biological process: G protein-coupled receptor signaling pathway.
GUAGUCUGAUGUUAAUAGGCUGUUUGUGAAGCCGUGUCUCUCUCCGUCCUCACUCUGUGGAUUUCUCCACAUCCUGCUGUGUGCUUGACUGAGGGCUUCUCUGUGAUAUUUACCUCAGUGCCUCUUUGCCACGCACAGCAAGGGCAUCACACAUGGUUAGGGAAGACAAUUUGUUCCUCCGUUUGUUCAGAGAAUAACAAAUUAAAUCAGAAGGACUCUCGAGGCGGUACAAUGGUUUGACAUUUUACAAAGAAAUAGCCUUCUUUUUUGCAACGUGGGCGCAUGGGAGACAGAUAUGCCAAGCAGAAAGCCAGGGGCACUUCAAGAGGAUGAAGACUUGAAAUAUGAGUGGAAUGGACCUUCUUUUAUGAAAUAUCAUCUAAACGACAAAUAAUUUACAUUUUCUCACCAGGGAAGAGGUGUGGGACUGCCGCGUGUCCGAUCAGCUUUUGGUGGCACAUGGAUUGAUGACUUUUGUGCGAAGAUAAACAAAGCGUAGAGUCGAUGUAACUUCAUAUAGGUCACAUGUGAUCGCAACAUAACAUCUAGUAACUCAUAUCGCUUUUAAGUAGCAGACUCGACGGAGGAACUCGGGAAGGCAUCCAGGUGCGCUCCAUGUUUGGUUUAGGACACACCGGUACCUGCGGGACGUAAGGCACAGUUAGGACUUGAAAGCAGCGUUGGUCUGUGGGCCAGUGAUGCCGGACACAUUCACGCACAUAAAGAACCGGACAGAGUCACGGCUGGGGCAGCUAGAGCGCACACUGGCCACGGAGGGGAGCGCCCGCCCCGCCUGGGUCAUAGCAAUCCUGGCCAGCGUUUUGAUCUUCACCACGGUGGUGGACGUGCUGGGGAAUCUGCUGGUGAUCAUCUCGGUGUUCAGGAACCGCAAACUGAGAAACUCAGGUAAUGUGUUUGUGGUGAGUUUGGCCUUUGCUGACCUUGUGGUAGCCUUCUACCCAUACCCCUUGGUUCUCUAUGCUCUCUUCCAUGACGGAUGGGCACUGGGAAACACACAAUGCAUGGUCAGCGGUUUUCUUAUGGGGCUGAGUGUCAUUGGUUCCAUUUUCAACAUCACUGGGAUUGCAGUGAACAGAUAUUGCUACAUCUGUCACUCAUUCUCCUACAGUCGUCUGUACAGCUAUCGCAACACUCUGCUGUUUGUUGCCUUAAUUUGGGUGCUCACAGUAUUGGCUAUUAUCCCCAAUUUCUUCGUUGGCUCCCUGCGCUAUGACCCGCGGGUCUACUCCUGCACCUUCGCCCAGAAUGUCAGCAGUUCCUACACAGUGGCAGUAGUGGUGGUUCACUUCUUGGUUCCCAUUGCAGUGGUUACCUUCUGUUAUCUACGCAUCUGGGUACUUGUGAUUCAGGUGCGACGUAAGGUGAAGACAGAGGAAAGCCUUCGCCUCAGACCAAGUGACUUGCGGAAUUUCAUCACCAUGUUUGUGGUCUUUGUGCUGUUUGCCAUCUGCUGGGCUCCUCUUAACCUGAUUGGCUUGGCCGUGGCCAUAGAUCCGUCCCGUGUGGCUCACCGUAUCCCCGAGUGGCUUUUUGUGGUCAGCUACUUUAUGGCCUACUUCAAUAGCUGUCUGAAUGCCAUCAUUUAUGGCUUACUCAACAGGAAUUUCAGGAACGAGUACAAACGCAUUGUCACUUCCGUCUGGGUGACUCGGCUUUUUGUGACAGAGACUUCCCGAGCCGCCACGGACGCCAGGAGUAUGAGGAGCAAGCAAUCGCCGCCUCCGCCACUCAACAACAACGAUUCAGUCAGAGAUCGCACAAACAAAGAAUGAAAUCUUAAAUCCUUGAGCCUGUUAAUUCCUGUUUUUAUGUGGCAUCUAGUCAGUUGUGCAGCUGAAGAGUAUCAAGUAAUGGAUGAAGCUGGAAUAUAUGGCUUGGUUUUCUG